AUGCCUCAAAACACACAACAUGAGCUGACGAGGAGCUACGCCGGUCGUACGCUGUCCCAUCGCCAUGGAUCCCGUGCCGCAAACGCCGAUGCGUCGGGCUUCUGCCCUGCGACGCUGGAGGACGAACUAAUUCUCGAAGAGCAGCGUCGAGAGGCAUUGAAACGGCUACUGACCCAGCCCGAGUACCCGUCUCGGAAGAAAUUGGUAGUCCCUUUUUCCAAAGCGCCCCUUGCCUCCUCUCUGACCUCGAUGAGUCCCCGGCAGGCAAGCAAUCUCCAGCCACCCAUAAACCGACUUCCAAACGAGUUGCUCUGCGCGAUAUUCCUCAACUGCGGUGACCCGAGUCCUGGAUUUGCAUUUCUUCACGAUUGGCAUAUGCAUACUUUCCUGCUAUCUCCUUACGAUGCAAAGCUAUUCAGCAGGACUGCAGUCCUCCUUGGGCAUGUCUGUGCGCGGUGGUUCAUGCUGACGCGCGGUUUCCCCGGUUUAUGGACUCUUGUCGACGUCGGCUACCCCAACCGGGAAGCCACAAGCGUAUUGAAACGAUGUCUAUUAUACUCUGCAGGACAGCCGCUUACGCUCUGGAUCAACGCGCACGGGCGACCGAAUGGUCACAAGGAGGUCGCGGACCUGCGAUUCAUGCCCCUCGUAGCCGCCAAUGCCCAGCGGUGGGUCGAAAUAUCCAUCUCGCUAUGCGAUGACGGCACUCUUCUGGACCCUCUGAUGGCGCUGCCCCACGGGUCAUUCAAGAUACUCUCAAGAGCUUGCAUCAACUUCUUCAACCUGACUGUGCGCAACGGCGAGAAAACGGCCACUCAGGACACACGGCUAUGCAAUGCUCUGCACGCGUCACCCAAUCUGACCACGGUAGGUUGGAAAUGCACUGAGUUCAUACGACUAGGGCUCGCCUCCGCACCCCUCCGGCAACUGACCAGCAUCGCAUUGCAUGAUGCCGAGCCGACUGAGCUUUCUCGAGUAGUCUACGCCUGCGCCAACCUUGAGUUCCUAUUGGUCCGCAUCAAUCCAUGCAAAGAUUGGAUGCAACGCCGAACUCAUACACUUGGGUUCCAUUCCCCCAUUUGCCUACGCCGUCUGCGAACCCUGGCGCUGGUUGGGUCGCUCGAUUGGAUGCCGCUUUUUGAGGCGCUUAUUGUCCCUGCUCUUGAUCGCCUUGAUUUGGGGAACCAGGAGAUUCCUACUCAUGUCAUAGAGGGCAUGCUGCUCAGAUCACGCGCAACCCUCCCCCGCCUCUGCGCGAAAUCAAAGUUCUACGCUAUCCAUUGCCCCAUCGCGACAGAGGGAUUCCUCCCUAACACGUCCACUCGCCUUCUCCGCUACACGCUCAAGACGAGCAGCUACGCGCCCAGUAUUGACCAGGGGGAGAGGAUGAUAUCGAAUGUUGUAGGGCAGGAUACCUUAGGCGGCGUGAGCCACGCAGGUCUCACACCAUCCCCUCAUGGCAUCUCUCCAGACGCGCGGGACGCACCGGCAGACGUCGGAUCUACCUCAAGCGCCACGCGCGAUCUCGAAUUAGCCCUAGAAGCACGACGUCGCGAGGCGUUGAAACGAGUACUCACUCAGCCCGAGCAUCCAACCCAAAAGGCGGGCUCGAAGUCCGCAAAAGCGCUCAUCCAUUCCGACUCGAGCUCGAUGAGUCAUCGGCAGGCUCAUAACUCCCAACUUCCCAUUAACCGCCUUCCCAACGAAUUACUCUGCGCGAUCUUCUUUGUCUGCGGCGACCCGAGUCCUGCAUCCGUCUUCCCGCGCGACUCCUCGAUGCACGACCUCCACAUAAAUCCUCUCAAUCUGAAGUCCUACAGUAGGAACGCAAUUCUCCUCGGAGUCGUUUGUUCGCGAUGGUAUCGCGUCACACAUGGGUUCCCCGCGCUCUGGACCCUUGUCGACGUCGAGUAUCCAGCUCGUUAUGCGACGAACAUCCUGAAGCGAUGUCUUGCGCAUUCUGAUGGCCUCCCACUCACGCUCUGGAUCAGUGAAAGCGUGAACCCAUGGUUUGGCAUGAACGGCGAGGACCCGGACCCGCGCUUUAUGGACCUCGUGGCCGCCAAUGCCCACCGAUGGAGAGAAAUCUCCAUCGAGCUAUACGACAGACGCGAUGCUGUACAGCCGCUGAUUGCAUUGCCGCCGGGAGCAUUUAGAAUUCUCUCUAGGGCCCGUAUAAACUUCUACAGCCUGAAUGCGGAGGAGUCUUCCUUGGAUACGCAGCUAUGGAGGUCUUGGCUUACGUCUCCGACGCUCAGCUCGGUAGACUGGGUCAACACUGAGCACAUUCGAUCAGGACUUGCCGUCGCAUCCCUCCAGCGUCUGACCAGCAUCGGCAUGCAUUUCGCUGAGCCUGCCAUGCUGGCUUGCAUACUUAACACUUGCCUCAGCCUCGAGGUUCUACUGGUCGAGAUCGAACCGCAUACACUGAGGAUGAGAAGCAUGCCUCUCACGCUCAAUUCGAUCUCCCUCCCCCACUUGCGAACCUUGAUGCUGUGCGGGCCUUACAAUUGGACGCCACUUUUCAACGCACUCACUAUCCCUGCCAUUGACCGACUGGAGCUAUCGCGUCAGAAUAUCAACGGACACGACAUAGAGGGCAUGCUGCAGAGGUCCUGCGCACGCCUUCGCAUGCUCACGAUAUUUUGGCCGGGGUUGAACCAGGCGGAUCAUAUUCUUGCAAUAGUCCGCAGCGCGUCUCUACGCGGCCUCAAGGUACUGCGUUAUCAGUGCUCUCCCCAUGGCGGAGCAAACCAAGGAUGGGAGGAUGCGUUUGACAUACGCCCGUUCGUUCCUGCCGGAGUUCUAUACACAGCUGACGCUAACGAAGCCGAGUGCUUGUACGCUAGGCUUGAGAAUAGUCGCAAUUAGAUAGAUGGAUUAUAUCGUACCAU
Messenger RNA from Schizophyllum commune H4-8, 2894 nucleotides. RefSeq lists its product as uncharacterized. Bases 1 to 2871 code for a protein of 956 amino acids. The record is from RefSeq and is a predicted model, not a curated record. The transcript has 12 exons. Lineage: Eukaryota; Fungi; Basidiomycota; Agaricomycetes; Agaricales; Schizophyllaceae.